AUGCCGAGACGUGGUGCAGGACGACCACGCAAGAGGGCGUUAGAGUCCCUGGCAACAGAGUCGCCAGAGACAUCUGCUGGAGUCGAGCCUGCCGGUCAGGGACAGACUUCGUAUGGUACUGCGGGCGCGUCGGGCUCUCAAACUCCGAUGGUUUCAGAGGUAACUACCCCGACCAUACCCGCCGUACCCACUCCUACCAUAUUUACGGUACCACCAACGGUACCACUGGCAUACCCGGCACCACCACCACCAAUGCCUACUGCAUACCAGGCACCACUGUCACCGGUGCCCACUGCAUACGUAGCACCCGCACCAGCAGCAGUAGUUGCUCCACAUCCGGUACCACCACCCACCGUACCUCCUGCCGCGCCCACCUAUGCUGAUCUUGCAGUGCCACCAAUGGCACCUGCCUCAGUCUAUGCAGCAGCACCGGGGAUGCCUCCCCCGGCCUAUAUAACGGUACCACCUGUUAUACCAGCUCGAGUGGUUCUGCCAGUUCCUGCAGCCAUCCCUACUCACCUCACUGAUAUAGUCACGGCUCAGCAUAUUGCUUCCAGAGUUUCUGGUCAAGGAGUUCAGCUCAGUCAGACAGGGACUCAGCAAGGAGGGCACAAAGCACAAUCCUCACAUCGUCAGCAGAGGACAGCUCCCCCUGCAGCAAUUGCAUUUGGCAUGCUCGAACAGGAGUAUCCCAGUGCUCUCAUAGUACCACAGAGCUUUGUUCCGGGACCACAGUAUCUGACUCAGGGGCAGUAUCAGCCAUAG
Molecule: messenger RNA, 765 nt
Organism: Zingiber officinale
Lineage: Eukaryota; Viridiplantae; Streptophyta; Magnoliopsida; Zingiberales; Zingiberaceae
Product: leucine-rich repeat extensin-like protein 3
Exons: 2
Coding region: 1-765 (254 amino acids)
Source: RefSeq, a predicted model, not a curated record